AUGCUGCUGCAGCAGACUCUCGCAACAGAAUAUUUAUACAUAAAAAACAAAACUUCCUUUAGACAUUUCAUUCUCCUAGGACUCACCAGUGAUACAAAUCUUAAACUGUGUCUCUUUUUCCUAUUUUUGUUUAUGUAUAUUCUCACUGUUAUUGAGAAUAUAGGCAUUAUAACACUGUUCACCACAACCCCCCGUUUACAAACGCCUAUGUAUUUCUUCCUUAGUCAUUUGUCAUUUUCAGAUCUUUGUUAUUCAUCUGUUAUUAGUCCAAAGCUGUUAGAUAUAUUAAUGGAAAAUCAAUUUAUUUCGUACUCCGGCUGCAUAAUGCAGCUUUUUAUUUUUACUAUAUUCGGUAUAUUACAAUGUCUUAUAUUGUCAGUGAUGGCGUAUGAUCGCAGUGUGGCAGUGAGUAAACCAUUGUUUUAUAACCUAAUAAUGACUGAUAAUGUGUGCAAAAGAUUAAUAGCAGUUUGUUAUACUAUUGCAGUUUUAUUCUCUCUUCUAAAUACCUUAUAUACUCUAAGUCUAUCAUUCUGCAAUGCCAUACAAAUAAACCACUUUUACUGUGAUUAUAUCCCUCUGUUACAACUUGCCUGCUCAGAUACAUUUACAAAUCUGAUGGUCAUAUUUAUAACGGUGUCUAGCAUCAGUAGUAUUUCCAUAGGUACUAUUAUCAUGUCUUAUGGUUACAUUAUUUUUACAGUUUUUGGUAUUCGCUCAAAGCAGAGAAGGUACAAAGUAUUCUAUACAUGUUCAUCCCAUCUGACAACUGUAUCUAUCUUUUAUGGAACAGUAUUUUUUAUGUAUAUUCGCCCAGCAUCUAAAUAUUUUACUGAUGAAGACAAAGUAGUAGCUGUGUUUUACACCGUAGCAAUCCCAUUUUUAAAUCCUAUCAUUUACAGCAUGAGGAAUAAGGAUUUGCAAAGUGCUUUUAAUAAAAAUGUGGGAAAAUGGAAUUGA
Molecule: messenger RNA, 960 nt
Organism: Bombina bombina (fire-bellied toad)
Lineage: Eukaryota; Metazoa; Chordata; Amphibia; Anura; Bombinatoridae
Product: olfactory receptor-like protein COR6
Exons: 1
Coding region: 1-960 (319 amino acids)
Biological process (GO): sensory perception of smell; G protein-coupled receptor signaling pathway
Cellular component (GO): membrane
Molecular function (GO): odorant binding; olfactory receptor activity; G protein-coupled receptor activity
Source: RefSeq, a predicted model, not a curated record